GAGGAGGCGUGUUCACGCGCACUACCCAGGCAGCAGGCAUCAUCCCCAUUGUGGUGUGUGGCCGAGUUAUUGCGCUCCGGAGCAGCAGCACCGCUCGUGAGGAUGCGGUGGCAGCUAUCAUAAUAUUUUCUACAGAAAGAAAAACAGGGGCACGUCCGUGUGGCAGCUUCGUUCGGACGCGCACGUUUUCAUCCGAGCGUGUGUGUGUGUUUUUUUUUCUUCUACAUCUCCCUUUUUCCAUGAACGCGCCCCCAUCGUCAACCUGCUGGGGGCCUAGAAGUGCAGCUGCACCCGGCUUUUUAUGAAUGGGAUGCUCGGUUCCCAGGCUGACUGAAUUUAAGGAGCAUCAAUAUUCCCUCCAAGGUCUCUAACAAGCAUCACAUUCAAGGUCUGGAAGCUCGUCUCAUCGGCUGACUGCAUCUUUUUCUUACCUCUUCGUGCAAAAGAAAAGGAAGCACCUAAUCCGGCGCCAUGCCAAUCCUAAAACAGCUCGUGUCUGGCUCCUCCCAGACCAAGCGCCGCUCACGCAUGGACCUGACCAGGGAGAUGAUCAGUGCCCCGCUGGGCGACUUCCGCCACACUAUGCAUGUCGGUCGCAGUGGUGAUGCCUUUGGAGAUACCUCCUUCCUCAGCACCCGCUCGGGAGAACCUCCCCCCGAUACCACGUCCUUCCCCCGCUCCCCCCGACCCGGCCUCCUGUCUCGCACCUUCAGGAGCAGCAAACGCUCCCAGUCUGUGACCCGAGUUGAUCAGCAGAGCGACAGCGGCCUGGUGCUCCCAGGCGGGUCACCGACCUACGUGAAGAACGCCAUGUCUCUGCCCUUUCUCAACGAUGAAGGCCGCAGCGACAUCAUGGGAGCAAUGAGUCUGUCCUCGAGUCCGCUGAAGCAGCAGCAUGACGAGGUGGACGGCAGAGGUGCGGCCGCAGCCACUCACUUCCUGGAACUGGAGGAGAGAGACUUUGGCGAGCUGACUGAGCUUCCGGAGAGCUCCUAUCACUGUGGAGGAGGAAUGAAGCACGCCGUGUCGGUGAUGUCUUUCCACGUCGACCUUGGACCCUCCAUGCUCGGCGACAUCCUGGGGGUGAUGGAAAAGGAGGAGGACGACCUUGGCUACGAGGAGGGCAAGAGCAGCGAGGGCCGUGCGUCACCACCCCUCAGCACGCAUGGCGAGGAUGAGGACAGCAUGGAGAAGGGCCAAGACGAGGAUACAGAGGAGCAGAUGGAGGUAGAGGCAGAGCUGCAGCGCUCCGUGCACCCACCCAGGUCUAUUGACAGGCAGCUUGAGGACGGGGGGCCCUACACCCCGCAGUACACCCCCGAGACGAGGCCCAAACACUUGCAGCAUCUAGACAGCUGCUCCGUGUCCAGCUCCGGCUCUGCUGCCCUGGAUGAGAAACCACACAGUCAGACCUAUGCAGGAGACACAGACAGCGCCACCUUCAGUGCCCCGCCAGAGGAGGAGAGCAACUUCUCCUCGUUCCUGGAGGAUGAAGAUGACGAGAUCCGUGUAUGAGAUUUUCAAAGCUGACGAAAAAAGUAGGACAGAGCUCUGGGAGGGGGGUUUGUGUGAAACUAGCAAGUCCUUUGACAGAGUGGAUUUACACUUGGAAAGACACUGUAGUCGUCUGCUGUGGGAAUGGGACUGUGAAUGGGAAUUUGUGACAUGGGAGGCUUACUUUGAACGUCUGUGAAGACUGUGCCUGCUCCUGUAGGAUGGGCCAAACUCCAUCUGUCGGAGAGCCUUACCCUCCACUGUGUGUCAAUCCAUCCCUCCCUGUUGAACACUCAGAGAAGUGACAUGGAAGAGCAGCCGCCUUUUUUUUUUUUUUUUUUUUGAACAGGGAACAUUCCAGACGUGCGCUGGGAGGAAUGGGUUAGAAAGGAACUUUUUUUUUUUUUGUAAGAAAAACACUUUCCAUAACUAAAGCUCGAUUCACACGCGCUCUCUCUUUUCUCACUUGACGUGUCACAUGUGCUUUUCUCUCUCUCUCUCUCUCUCGUUCGCUCUGCCUCUCUGUUGUUGUUGUUGUUGUGUUUUCUCUCUCUGGCUGUGGGACAUCAUGAGGCCUGAGCCCGAACAGAAGGUCUCUGUCAACACAACAGGACCACUGGUGGGUGCCUUGUCACAGUAAAAAAUGGGCUGUGUUUGUCACUGGAGAGUGAAGUCCUGCCUUGAGCCUCUCUCGUCUUAAGACAAAUAUUAUACUAAAGUACCACUGAUCCGUCAAUUUUCUCCCUUAUGUAACAUCAGGGUCCUUGCAACGCUGCACAGAGGCUGCCAUUUCCUGCUGCAAAGCGAGACCACAGAGCCCAAACCCCAAAUUCUCUUCUGUUUUUAAUUCGGCGUGAGCGCCACACAGACUCGGACUCGGUGUGAAUUAAAGAACACGUAAAAGCUUAUGGAGAUACAUCAGCCUGAUUUAACUGAAGGAUGAUGUUACUACACGAAACUGGAGGAGUGAGGAGUCGUGUGUGUGGCACCCUGGAGAAGGGCCGCGCGUUUUUUUUUUUCUCGUCUCGUGUCAAUGAACAUACUCUUUUAUUUCACUCUUCUCAUAGAUUUCCGUGAACCGGCACGAAAUGACUAGCUUCCUUUCGAUCAAUCUGCCAAACUGACACAGAAAACCACUUCCUUCCUUGUUUUUUAUACAUCUGAGAGACUGCAGCGGUUCAACUGAAUUCAGUUAAAGAUUAUAAUUCUCUUUAAACCCGGGGGUGCCUUUUAUGUGUAAAAACAGUUCCAAAACUACUUUAGGGUUAAGGGUUUGUACUGAUGGAGGAAAAAAAAGAAUUGCACCAGCCGGCACUAUUAGACCACACACUACUUCUGUACGUGUCUAAUACCUGGUGAUGUUAAAUUUGUUUUGCUAUGUAUGAGAAAUAUUUGGCUGUUUUUGAAGAGCGGAUGAGAAAGAAGACACAGCCAGCAAUAGAUGCAAGGGGCAUUUUAGAAGACUUGCUAUUUUUAUGCAAGUUGCUUUGUCAUUGCAGCUUGACUGUAUCUCUUGCGUCAUGAAUAAAAAAAAUAAAAUAAAAAAAGAUGCAGUGGCCAGAAGUAUUGAGGCUCAGUGGCGCUGAUUGAUGUCACUGCCUUAACUGAAACUGACAUGUGCCAAAUGAUUAAUUUUCUCGCCAAAAAAAAAAAAGAUUCAGUGGCGAGGCUCUCUUUCUGGGAGAGCCGGUCACAUCUGCCUGUCGCCUCCCUCUAUGUUUGGAUAAUCACUGUGGAGUUCAGCUCGAGUUCAGCUUGCAGGUUUAAAAAAAAUAAGAAAAAAAGAUGGAAAUAAAUGGUGUUUUUAAGAUGUGCUACCAUGCAGAAAAAGCAAAACAAAUGAACUUGCAUAACUGGAUAUUUAUAUUGCCAAUCGCUCACACACUACAUAAUAUAUUCAGGUAAUUUCCAGAGUAAAUCUUGUGCGAAUGGGAAGUUGUCCGUGUUGCUUUGUUCCGUAUUAUGUAUAUUCUGCCUUACUGUCGUUUUCUCCUACAGUAUAUUUACAGCCUUUUUUCUGUAUUAUCCAAAAUAACCUAUAUUUUUCAAUAAAAUAAAGUCUGAACAUA
Molecule: messenger RNA, 3563 nt
Organism: Hippoglossus stenolepis (Pacific halibut)
Lineage: Eukaryota; Metazoa; Chordata; Actinopteri; Pleuronectiformes; Pleuronectidae
Gene: cdc42ep4a
Product: CDC42 effector protein (Rho GTPase binding) 4a
Exons: 2
Coding region: 472-1515 (347 amino acids)
Source: RefSeq, a predicted model, not a curated record